Molecule: messenger RNA, 1365 nt
Organism: Tripterygium wilfordii
Lineage: Eukaryota; Viridiplantae; Streptophyta; Magnoliopsida; Celastrales; Celastraceae
Product: 1-aminocyclopropane-1-carboxylate oxidase homolog 1-like
Exons: 3
Coding region: 71-1180 (369 amino acids)
Source: RefSeq, a predicted model, not a curated record
CUUUGCAUUGCAUUCAUAUCUAUAAAAAGUAAAAAACCAUUUAUAACUCUUGCCAUAACCAAAAGAAAAAAUGGGUGUGGACACGAUGAGAUCAGGCUAUGAUAGAACCAGUGAACUAAAAGCUUUCGACGAAACAAAGGCCGGAGUUAAGGGACUUGUUGACGCUGGAGUAACCAAAGUCCCUCGCAUGUUCUAUCAACCACAAGAUGUCUCGGACAACAAUUCAUCGUCUGGUAAUGAAGAUUUAGUAGUCCAACCGAGUAUUCCUAUCAUAGAUCUUGAAGCGCUUGAUAAAGACCCGAUUCGACGCAAGGAGAUAGUUGAUGAAGUUCGAGGUGCAUCCGAGACUUGGGGGUUCUUUCAAAUGGUGAAUCAUGGGAUUCCUGUGAGUGUUUUGGAGGAGAUGAAGGAUGGGAUUAAGAGGUUUUUCGAGCAAGAUAUUGAAGUCAAGAAACAAUACUUCGGUCGUGAUACUACAGCAAAAAAGGCAGUGUACAACAGCAACUUUGAUCUUUAUAGCGCGCCAGCGGCCAAUUGGAGGGACAGUAUCUUCUACUCUAUGGCUCCUUAUCCUCCAAACCCAGAGGAGCUUCCCGUCGUUUGUAGAGACAUAGUCGUGGAAUACUCGAAGAAAGUAACGAAAUUGGGUUACUUAUUGUUCGAAUUGUUAUCGGAAGCUCUUGGAUUAAACACAAACCAUUUAAAGGACAUGGAUUGCGCAGCCGGACUGUCCGUUGUGGGCCACUACUAUCCGGCUUGUCCAGAGCCAGAAUUGACCAUCGGCACAACCAAACAUUCCGACAAUGACUUCCUCACGGUGCUCCUGCAAGACCACAUUGGUGGCCUCCAAAUACUUCAUCAUAAUCACUGGAUUGACGUACAACCCUUACCUGGUGCACUAAUUGUCAAUCUUGGAGAUCUUCUGCAGCUGAUAUCCAACGACAAGUUUGUAAGCGUGGAGCAUAGGGUCCUGGCGAACAGGGUCGGGCCAAGAAUAUCAAUAGCUUGCUUAUUUGGGACACAUCUUAAGCCAUUCCCCAGACUUUAUGGUCCAAUUAAGGAGUUAUUGUCAGGAGACCAUCCUCCAAAAUACAGAGAAACCACUGCUAGGGAGUAUGCACAACAUUACUAUGCCAAGGGCCUUGAUGGGUCUUCUGCAUUGCUGCAUUUCAAGCUCUAACUUUAUGGUAGAAAAAGUUGUACUGUUGUGCUUAUGAUUUUACGAACCUAUAAGAGAAGAAAAUAAGUCCGGCGCACAUUGAAACAAUUUCAUUUCCCUUUUAUAUCUAGUUUUGGCUGGAUGCUGAAGCUGUUUAAGUACUCUGUGGUAUUAUUAUUUUGAGUGGAAAAUAAUUAUGAACUGAA